AAAAUCAGAUUUUCAUCCUCUUGCAGGACGGUUUCACUUUUAUCACCUUCCGCUGCGGUUUACCUGAACGCCUUCUUGCUCUCAGUGUUUCCACUACUUCACAGGGCUGUGUCAAAGUAACAUCCUAUCGCAUCGCCUUGUCUGACUUAAACAUUAGCAAACUAAAACCAUGCACUGUUUAUUUAACGAGGUAUUUGUCUAAUGGGAACUCCGGGAAAGGGGCGAGUCUUCACGCAGCAGCUUACAACUUUGUGUCCUCACAGUAGCAGCAAACGGCGGCGAGGCUGCCGACGCGCUUCGUUUUCCUGUUGCGUGGCGUCGGUGCGCAACAUCACAAGCAGCGCUUGCGGUCUGAUCUGGGCAGCUUUUUUGAUCACAUUUCCACUCCUCCAGGUUAACUUCUGUCUUCAGCUCAUUGUUGGCCGAUUUAGGUUAUUGUAACGCCAACCACCAGAGAUCAACCCAUCUAUCAGACCACCGCUCUACUUUCGCAGCCCUCUCAGAUGUGUCAUCCUUAACGUUCUGCUUCUCUCUGUGUUGAUUUAAUUGAAGAUAACUUGACACAGAGGAAGUGUGAAAUCCAGCAUAGCAUUUGCGAGGCUUAUGGUGGGAACUUCAAACUUUGCCUCACAAUGUGACACAAUCCCUUGUCUCAUACCAUAUCAUACCAUGCGGGUUGGCAAGCAAAUAUUGUGUCUGAAAACAAGACUAGACUGGAUGGGAUGAAAGUACAAAGAAAGCAAAAAAAGAGGAAAAAACAACAAUGCUGAAACUCUACCAGUUGGUUUAUAUUGGCCUAGAGCUGCUGAUUGCUUUCCUGGCUGUGGCUGGGAACAUCCUGGUCUGCUGGUCCGUCUGCCUGAACUCAAACCUGCAGAGCAUCACCAACUUCUUUGUAGUCUCACUAGCGGUUGCUGAUAUCGCUGUGGGGCUGCUGGCAAUUCCCUUUGCUAUCACAAUUAGUGUGGGUUUCUGUGCCAACUUUUACGGCUGCCUGUUCAUCGCCUGCUUUGUCCUCGUACUCACGCAGAGCUCCAUCUUUAGUCUGCUGGCCAUCGCUUUGGACCGCUACGUCGCAAUCAAGAACCCUCUCAGGUACAACAGUCUGGUAACAGGGCAGAGAGCAAAGUGCAUUAUAGCACUAUGCUGGACUCUGUCAGCUGGGAUCGGUCUGACCCCAAUGAUUGGCUGGAAUACAGGGUGGAACUCCACUGUUCACAUCACAGAAAAAAACAGCUGUCCUGAAGGCAUGACCCAAUGCUUGUUUGAGAGAGUAGUUCCCCUGGACUACAUGAUCUAUUUCAAUUUCUUCGGCUUCGUGCUGACCCCUCUGUUGGUCAUGCUGGUCAUCUACAUCAAGAUCUUCAUGGUGGCUAGGCGGCAACUCCGUCGGAUGAGCAUCAAGAUUGCACACACACCUAUUCCUGGACAAACAGCUCCAUCUUCAAGCUCUUCCCGUUCUUGUCUGCAGAAGGAAGUACACGCUGCCAAAUCGCUGGCCAUUAUCGUGGGCUUGUUUGCUCUCUGUUGGCUUCCUCUGCAUAUCAUCAAUUGUUUCAAUUAUCUGUGUAAAGACUGCGAGCAUUCAACAAUUUGGGUGAUGAACAUGGCCAUCAUCCUCUCCCAUGCAAACUCUGUGGUGAAUCCCUUGAUCUAUGCUUACCGUAUCAGGGAGUUCAGACAGACUUUUCGGAGGAUUUUACACAAGCACAUCCUGAGGCACACGGAUGGGGACGGGAUUGGGGCUGGGAGUGCUGACAGCAGAGAUAUUGCCUGCAACAAUAUCAGACGGACAUCCCAAGCGAGCAAAGAGGAUUCAACGUGUGGCACAGUGGGGAAUAACUACAUCCUGCAUCCUGAAGCUCAUCAGUCGGGACACAAAGCUAAGCAUGAAACGUCUAGUCCCUGGAAUUCAAAUUUAGAUACACUACCAAGCAGCUGCAUACCCAAUGCACACAGUUUGCAAAGUGGUACCUUCUCAGUGAUGCAGGAGGAGCCAUGCAUGGCAUUUUGUGCACAGGAUGGAGUAGAAUCAGCCAUAUAUGGAGAGGGAGCGACAGAAGUUUUUGAGCUCCAGGAAAGAGAAGGCUGCACUGCUCUUGUCGAUGUUCAAGCUCUCUCCAUAAAAAAGACAGACAGUUGCUGCUCCACAGAUAUACCAGAGGUGUCAUGACAUAUGUUCACAUAUAAAUUUUUUUGACCACGACACACUAAAUCCUAUGCAAACAUAACAGCAUAAAGACAAUUUCUACAAAAAAACACUGAGCAAAACAUUUAUUUCCCUUGAAGCAUAGCACCUGUUAUUAAAGGCAAUGUUUGUAUUUGCUUUACACUUUUAUUCCCUAUUUAAACUAAAUUCAAGUUGAAGAUCCGGCAACAUGAACAUAAAAAUGUUUAUAGCAGGAUGAUGUUCUCCAUGAGCUGAUGCUUAUAUUGUCUCUGCUUGUUGUGUAGUGACCUCUAUGGAUAUGUGAAUAUAUUUUCAAAAAUAAAUGUACUUUUAUGUAUAGGUUACAUAUAGUAAGGAAAAACAUUAAACCUUCAUGUGAACAAAAUAAUAACUUCUACACAUACAGUUAGUUUUUUUAGCUCCUGUUGAGAAUUACUUAUUUUCUAAAUGGUUUUAUUAUGAAAUGCUAAACAGAUUUAGUUUUGGCUAGAAAACAGCCAGAAGAUUUAUGAAGAAAAACAAGUCAAAUUUACAUAAAAAAUGGAAAUAUGGAUAUGAAUUUUGCUCAGGCUACAUAAGUGGGCCUGGGCUCAAAAAGCUCUUUCUCAAUAGGACCCACAGUGGUUUAGUAAAUACAACCUGUAUCAGCAGAAUCAUUUGGAAACCCUCUGUGGGCCUUAGUUGGGUCUCAAAUGGGUACUAAGAAACAGUUAAAUUAUGCAGCACAUCUAGGACCUAUAUGGGUCCUGCCAUUUAUCCGGAGUUGUCCAGCAUCAAACCCAUACAGACAAUUACAAUGGGACCUGUGGACAAUCCCAUAGCCCAUUUCCUACUUGUAUAGGCCCCAUAUGUAAAUGUUGGCCGGGAAGCCAGAUGUUACAGAAGAAGACUAAAUUAUUUUGUACUAGCAAAAACAGGAUGUCUAAUCAAAUAACAGUAUGGGUGCCAGCAAGUUUUUGUAUGGAUGAUUUUGACAAAAGCUUUUCUCGCCAUUUUUUUCCCCCUAUUGAACACAUUUAAUCAAAUUAAAGGUUGAAUUUGUUUUAGUGCAAGAUUAUGUUACAUCAGUAAGAGAUGUAUAUAUUUGUUUUUUUACUUAUUUUUAUCACUGUUGCUAGUAACAAUAAUAAUAAGGGGUGCUUGUACAAAUCCUCAGUCUGCCCUGUACUGUACUGUAUCAUGCAUUGUAUUUCAUCCUUCAAACACGCAGAUAUAACAUUUCUUACAAGACUGCAUCAGGUCAUGUAUUGUCAGUCUCUUUAUAUUUUUGUGGUUCCUUUCUGCUGAAAACAUGACUGAAACAAUUAUUUGGUGUUUUGCUGUCAAACACACAAAUACAGCCUUGGAUAAAGUGUUUAUAGGCUGCAUAUGAUUGACAUAAAUCAUUAUAUUCAGAGUUGUGAUCAAAGGUCUUAGUCCCUGUAGUUUGAGUAAGAUCUUUGAUUACAACUCUGAAUGUAAUGAUUUAUGUCAAUCAUAUGCAGCUCAUACAUGCGAAUGUUGCCUGCUCAGCAUCUAUGUGACACAGGCUCUGAGAUACACAAGCCAGCUACCUUUCACCCAAAGAAACAGCACAUUUGUUUGAACUUUGCAAACUCUACGUAGACGUGUAAGGCCAAUACAUUCUGAAUCAGGUUUGCACACAUAGAGAGCAAUAAAAACACACUCGUAAACACACAAGUAAAGUACACGCACAUGACCGCAGACUACAAUGCAAGAGGUGUUUACAGAGUAUCCAGGCUGCUGACGCCAGUCAGUGAGCCAAAUGCAAUGAAAAUCAAAUGAAGGUUCAUUUGAUUAUGUCUUUUAUUAUCCCAUUAUGCUUUCUCUUUCCCCAUUAAAACCCUUUCCUCUGUGGCAAAAGUCCACAUUAGGCAAAUUUUAUGUGCCUCAUAGCAAUCCCAGACACAUGUCUCCCAAAAUAAACAUUACUGGGGUGUAUAUAUUACGUGCUCCAUGUGUGCAUUCAAAUCUUAUGCAUAUCAGUUGUUUGGCAAAUCUUGCGGUCAUGUACAUGCGGUAUAAAAAUGGAUCAACCAAUCCAUUUU
This is a messenger RNA of Girardinichthys multiradiatus, 4218 nucleotides long. RefSeq names its product adenosine A2a receptor b (gene adora2ab). The record is from RefSeq and is a predicted model, not a curated record. Gene Ontology annotation, biological process: adenylate cyclase-activating G protein-coupled receptor signaling pathway; G protein-coupled adenosine receptor signaling pathway. Lineage: Eukaryota; Metazoa; Chordata; Actinopteri; Cyprinodontiformes; Goodeidae. Bases 764 to 2173 code for a protein of 469 amino acids. Gene Ontology annotation, cellular component: membrane. The transcript is spliced from 5 exons. Gene Ontology annotation, molecular function: G protein-coupled adenosine receptor activity.